AUAAAAAAUAAAAACUUGUAAAAAUAAAGCCAAACAAAAUAAAAAAAAAAACACUAAAAGACUAAUUUUUUCUGCUCAAGAGCUUAAAGUAUACAACACAAAAAAAAUAAAAUAAACGAAGAAUAAAAAUGGGUAAAACACAAAGUAAACGAUCUGUCGAUAUAACCACAGAACCCAAAAAGGAUGGCAUUGCCGAAGAAGGCACCGGCAAGCUGGAAAAAAUCGAAGAUGCCGACCAAUUGAAGCCACAAGUGAAUGGAGACACAAAUCAUUCGGAGAAUGAGGCAACUGAAAAAACCACAGCUGACACUGAAAACGAAAAAGACCUAUCGACUGAAAAAGAACAAAAUGCUGCUGCCGCUGCUGCUGCCUCUUCUUCAACUCCUGAAUCACCAACCACAGAUGCUGGAGCAAGCGGUGAUGCUACUGCUGCUGCAGUAGCAACAACUCCAGAAGGUGCUGCUGCUGCUGCUGGCGAUGCAAAUGAAAGCAAAUCUGAUGCUGCUGCAACUGACGCCGCAGCUACUGCUGAUACAACAAUUGAAAAUGGUGAAAGCAGUAAAAAAUCAAAGAAAGAGAAAGUCAAAAAGAAAUGGUCAUUCCGAAACAUUUCAUUCGGCAAGAAGGACAAACAAAAGCCAUCCAAGAAAGAAGAGGGAACUGCCGCUAGUGGAGCAGCAGCAGCAACUGCAACAACUGCCACCAAUGGUGAAUGUGAAAAAGUUCCUGAAGAGGCAGCUGAAGAAUCUGCUGCAGCCGUGGCUGCCCCUGCCGAUGCCGCUGAAAAACCAACUGAGACAAAAGCUGAAGAUACAGCUGCUGUUGCCGCCACAACACCAACAACAACGCCAGCCACAGAAGAACAAAAGCCUGCUGCUGAAGUAGCUGCUGUCGCCGAAGAAGAAAAACCAUCAACUCCCGCUGCUGCUACUGAAUCAGCGCCAUCAACGACAAAUGGAGAUGCAGCACCAGCUGAAAAAGCUGCUGCCAUUGAAUCAGCCCCAGAACCAGCUGCAGCACCAGCAGCUGUUGCUGCUGCCGCCGCCCCAUCUAUCGUUGCUGAAGAAGUUAAAAUCCCAGAACCAGUUGCUGCUGAAGUAGUAGCACCAGCAGUACCAACAACCAAUGGUACAGCUGAAAAGGUCGAUAUUAACGAAUCGGUGGAGGAAGAUGCUAAAGCGUUAAAUGGCACAGCCGCUGAAUCGCCAAAAAUCGAGGUAAAAACUGAAAACGAUGAAAAAUCUAGUAAUACGACCACCACCACCGUCAGCGAAUUAGUUGUGGUUCCUUCCACCACAGAGGAACCAUUAACUACACACGCUGCUGGUGGUGUCGAUCAAGUUGAAUCCGAACAAGAAAAAGAACAAGUUAUAACUUGCAUUGAAACAACUCCGAAAGAACUAACUAGCGGUGGUGAAUCUAUUGAAUCUGUUGCACAAAAUAGCCCCCCACCUCCUCUCCCUUGUUCCCCUCCCCCUUCACAGGUGAUGGUGUUUGCAUUAAGUGAUGAGGAAUCUCAAGUUGCUAACUCUACAGAAACAGAAACUGAAACCCAAGAGGUAGUAGUAGCCGAAGCAGAAGUACCAGCAGCAGUCGAAGCACCAGCUGCUGCACCAGAAAUUGAAGCUUCUUCUGCUUUAAUUGAAAAAUCCCUCAUUGAAUCAGUUCUCUCUCAAGAGAAACCAAAACCAAUUGAGGAAGAAAAAAUUCCUGAAAUUGUAGCUCCAUCGACCCCAGAACCACCAACCGAAGAAAUUCCAGAAAUCAUAGCCGCACCAGCCACACCCGAACAAGCAAAACCAGAAGAAUUUAUCGAUACUCCAGCUACACCUGAGCAUUUGACAACAACUGAAGUAAAUAUUAUUCCAGCCACACCCGAGCCAACUGAAGUUAAAGUAACACCAGCAACUCCAGAGGUAACUGAGGUAAAUAUCAUACCAGCAACUCCAGAAGUUCCAGAAUCACCUGAAAUAAUCCAAGAAGAAGAAAAAGUUGUACCACAAAAAGAAGAGAUUAUUGAAGAAGAAACUAAUAUUAAACAGCAAGAGACUGAAAAGGUGAUCUCCCCCCCAGUGGAAGACGAUGAUGAAGUCCUACCACCUCCACCAUCAGAAGAAACUGAAAUUAAACAAUGCGAAGAUGAAGUGAUACCAUCUAGUGUUGCAGAAAUUGAAAAUAGCAUUGAACAAGAUGAAAUCACGGCUCAGACUAUUGCACUUAUCGAUGAGGUAACCCAACAGGCAGCUUUAUUAAUUGAAAAGAAUCAACAAGAAUCAGCAGAAGAGCAACAGGAAUCCCCCCUAAAUCAGUCUGGCACUGAAGAGGAGGAAACUAAAUGCAAUUCACCACCAACUGCUGAAGAGGAUAUUCCAUUACCACCAUUAUCAUCAUCACUACCAGCACCCGAACAAUUACAAUUACAAUCCGAAACAAUUCCUGAACCAUCAUCACCCGCUUCCUCUGAUAAUCACAUCGAACUAACAACAUCAUCACAGGAUUCAAAAUUAGAAUCCGAAACUAACCGAAUAGAAGAAAUCGAAGAACAAACUGAAACAUCACAAGAAACUCCAGCUCCAGCAACUCCUGAACCAUCAUCACUAAAUAAUGGAAAUGAUACUACUCCAACAACUCCAACUGGUACAACGAAUGGUGAUGAAGUGGAAUCGCAUACAAUCUCUUCAGCAACAAAGGAGAAUGGAAUUGGCGAGAACCAUGAACAACCAGCUGAAACAUCUGCGACAGAGAGCCUGAAUGGUGGAGUUGAACACAAGACUAUUGAGGAAAUGAAGGCUGAUCAUCAAAUUGAAAAAGUAUCGAACGACGUGGUAACGCAGGAAGUAGCCAUUGUGGGCGAAUAAUUUUAUUGAUAUUAUAUAUUUUAUAAAUAUUAUUAGUUUCUCUUUUUAACAAACAACACAUACACAAAACACACAACCACACAAUAACGAAAAUUAAUUAAAAAAAUAAAAACUUCACUGAUCCCUAUAUACACUAUAAAAAAAAAUAAAAUACAAAAAUUAAACACAUUAUACGAACACAAAAACAGAUUUAAAAAACAAAAUCAUAUACAACAAAAUUAUAUAAAUAAAUAUACAUAUUAACUUGCUAAACAAAAACAAAAAAAUAUACAUAUAUAAACUCAAAAAAUCUUACUCAAUAAAUCAAACAGCAACAAUUCGAAGCGAAUCAAAUGAGAAUUUAUUUAAAAUUAUAUUUAAAGAAAAAAAAAUAAAUAAAUUUAAAUAUGAAUAUAAUGUAUGUAUUGAAUAUUGAAGUAAGGGAUAUUCACAUCUAAAUGCUAAGUAAAACUCUGUAGGGAAAUAAUAAUAAACAUAAACAUAAUAAUAUUAAUAAAAAGUCUGCAAAAAAAAUAAAGAAGACUUCCAAAAUUGUACACAUACACAUAUUACACACAAUCCCCCCCA
Episyrphus balteatus (marmalade hoverfly) is the source of this 3425-nucleotide messenger RNA. It is a transcript of the gene Akap200, whose product is annotated as A-kinase anchor protein 200. The transcript is spliced from 5 exons. The coding region runs from base 129 to 2858 and encodes 909 amino acids. NCBI's taxonomy places the organism in Eukaryota, Metazoa, Arthropoda, Insecta, Diptera, Syrphidae. The record is from RefSeq and is a predicted model, not a curated record.